Messenger RNA from Rhincodon typus (whale shark), 1518 nucleotides. RefSeq names its product vicilin-like seed storage protein At2g18540. The transcript has 8 exons. The coding region runs from base 1 to 1518 and encodes 505 amino acids. The record is from RefSeq and is a predicted model, not a curated record. Lineage: Eukaryota; Metazoa; Chordata; Chondrichthyes; Orectolobiformes; Rhincodontidae.
AUGAUCCAACCAUUAAGAUUUCCAGCAUCUGACAGUCACUCUAGACAAAUCUCUUUCAGGCCAGUGGCAGGGGCGCUGACGUCAAACGAAGCCAGCCCGCAAUCUGAUUGGCUGGGCCCGGAGUUUAGGGGCGGGAGUGACGGGGUUCAGAAAUGUCGCAGCAUUUCUCCAGCACGGAAAGGGGCUCAUCGUGUCCAUACCAUUUAUCCAGGCACCCAACUACACCAUAGACCCGUGACUCCGACUUCGCUGACGAAAACCAAAGACGAUACUUGGAAAUCAGAUGAGCUGCUCAAGCAUAUCAAGGCCGUCCAAGGAGAUUAUACAGAUGACAAUAGUAAAAAGAGUAGAGAAAAGAAAAGACUUAAGGAUGAAGAAUCUACUGGGAGCUCUGACUCUAGGGAGCGUAGACAUAGGGGAAGGGAACGAGAUAAGGAGAGGGAGCAGGAUAAAGACAGACUGAGGAACAAAGGCAAGGAAAGGGAUGGAGAUCAAUAUAGAGAAAGAGAGUAUGAAAAAGUACGGAAAAAAAUAAAGAAUGAUGAAAAGUAUAAAGAAAGAGAAAAGAAACAAGAAAAGGAAAGAGAUAGACAUAAAGAUAGGAAUAGAGAUAAAGAGAAGAUUCCAGUAUGGGAUCAAGACCUAGAAUAUGGUGCAGAUACAAGAGGUCAUGACAAAGAGAAACAAUGGGAUCUUUACACAGAGAGAUCAACAAAACAAGAACAUGAAUCUGAGAGACACCGAGAUAAGGAAAGAGACAGGAGAAAAGAAAGAGAGAAACUCCAGGAAAAAGAGAUACAAAAAGAUGAAAUUGGUGACCAGCGACCUAAACAUCGGCAGAAAAGAGAUAAAGAAAAUUUGGAAUUUGAAAUGGAUGACAAAUAUGAACGAAAAGAAAGAAAACAUCGAGAGCGAAAAGAAAAGGAAGGGAGAACCACUGAAAAUUUUGAAGACAGCAAAGAGAAGAAAAGAAGGUCUUCUGAAUUUCGAGAUGAAGAUUAUGAUCGGCGAUACAAGGAACACAAGGAAUAUGGACCUCAUGAUGGACAUCGUGAAAAGCGACAUAAAGAAAGAAAAGAGCCUGCUCAAAAACCAGCGGUUGAAGAAAUGGACAGGAAACAUAGAGUGAGAAAAGAAAAAGAAUAUAAGGAAGAUGGGAAAAAACAACGGAAUAAAGAUAUGAAAAAUUCUACCCUAGAGUUUAGGGACAGAGAGCGAGAACACAAAGACAGAGACAAAAGAGAUUGGGAAAGAAAGGAAGAUCGAGAGCGAAAACAUAAACAUAAAGUGAAGAAAGAAAAGGAAGAAAAAGAAGGACAAGAGGACUGUAAAGGGGAUUACAAUGAGGAACCAAAUGGCAAAAGAAAAAAAGAACGGAAAUCUGUGCAAGAAACCGUAAAUGAUGGCCGAAUGAAAGGGGAAAGGGAAUUGGAGAAGCAGGUAUUUGUUACUGCCACUCAGAGUGAGGUAUCAAAUCCAGAUGAUUCGGUUUUUGAUGUGUCUCAGAAUAAAAAUUGA